AUGAAUCGUUUCAGUCGCGAGUUAUCGGACAUCAACCGGAUGAUCCGUCAGGGCUGCGCGAGCAGGAAGAGGGCCUUCACCAUGGAGGGGGACGUCAUGAUGUCCUCAUCGUGCGACUCCCCCAGCAAGAGGGCGUGUCCAGAGAACGGCAGCAGUCCAGAUGUGCUGCUGAAGCGCCUGCAGGACGUCGUCAUACUACAGUCAGUCCAGCAGAACAGCAAAGACGGCCCGCCCAGAAUCUCACCACACCUCCUGCCCACUUUACUGCAGCACCAAGGUCACAGCCGUUCUAUAGUGGGCUUAGAGCAGAAGAAGAACGGGAAACUGUGCCUACUGCUCCUGGAUCCUGGUUCCUCUGUGUCAGACACCCGGAAGCUGCUGAGCAGGGACACUGUCUCCACAGCCGUCCGCCACGUCAGGAAGUUCUACGGCAGCCUGAAGCACAAACAGUACCAGGUGGUGGCAGUACAGGGCGUGUUGUCUGCUGAGGAGAAACAGAUUAGCAUCUUGGAUUCCAGGAUGUUACGUGCUGAAAGGAUCCCAUGAACAGAAAUGCACCUCUUUAUCUCCUCUGUUUGUUUUUACUGUGAACAUAUAUUUGAUGUUCCAUUUCAGACUUUUUAAUGUAGAUUUUUGCUAAUAAACUCGUUCUUUUUUU
Morone saxatilis (striped sea-bass) is the source of this 658-nucleotide messenger RNA. RefSeq names its product zinc finger containing ubiquitin peptidase 1 (gene zup1). Bases 1 to 546 code for a protein of 181 amino acids. The record is from RefSeq and is a predicted model, not a curated record. The transcript has 5 exons. NCBI's taxonomy places the organism in Eukaryota, Metazoa, Chordata, Actinopteri, Moronidae.